CAAAAUCCAGGGCACGUACGAGCACUAUGAUUACAUAUUAGUAAUCAACGAUUUACACAAUCUUGUGAAUCUUUAAUAAAAAAUGCAAAAUUCCGUGGACCGCAAUACUUGACAAUGCAAAUACAAUCAAGUUAUUCAGAUUUGGUGGUCUGUGUGUUUUGCGAUAAGUGUGUUUGGAUGUUUUUAAUUAAUUAUGAAAUGAUUAUGAGAAUCGAUUACGAAAGAACUUUGUGAACAUGGCUGCUUUACAAAUUAGCAUUUGCUGGUGAAUUUUUAACUUUGUGCCAUUUGGCAACCCAGCUGGGCCUUCCACAAAGUAGUUGUCAUUAUCAGCUGAUUCUUGGACGAAUACUAACAAUUAUUCAACGUUUGCAGCAAGAUGUUUAGCUCGAGAACUGCCGUGUGUAUCCAAAUAAGGAGGAAAUCAAAUUUGGAAGCGCUACGAGAGAAAAUCGCGAAAGGACCUUCGUUCCAGGAGUUCGUCAAGGAUCCUCAGCCGGUUUUAACUGAUGAUCCGGAAGAAUGGGCCGGCUACGAUGGCAAAUUGAAACGGGCAAAGGGCGACGACGAGAGAUUGAGGCUACCGCCAUGGCUGAAAAGAACUAUCCCAACAGGUAGGAAUUUCAGUCGAAUCAAAGAACAGUUACGGGAUUUGAAUCUGCACACCGUGUGUGAAGAGGCUAGAUGUCCGAACAUAGGCGAAUGUUGGGGCGGAGGCGAACACGGCACCGCCACGGCGACCAUUAUGUUAUUGGGGGACACAUGCACUAGAGGUUGCAGAUUUUGUUCGGUCAAGACUGCGAGGUCGCCACCGCCUCCCGAUCCGAUGGAACCAAUUAACACGGCGACGGCAAUAGCCUCGUGGGGUUUGGAUUACAUAGUGUUAACGUCAGUGGAUAGAGACGAUUUGGCAGAUGGGGGAUCCCAACAUUUUGCGGAAACGGUCCAGGAAAUCAAAAAGAGAAACAAAAGCGUGUUGGUCGAAUGUCUGGUACCCGAUUUUCGCGGCGACGAGAAACAAAUCGAAACUAUAGUCAAUAGCGGACUAGACGUUUACGCCCACAACAUCGAAACGGUCGAAUCUCUGACACCUUAUGUAAGAGACAGAAGAGCAAGGUAUCGGCAGUCUCUGUCUACAUUAGAACACGCAAAACGAGUGAAUGCCGACCUGAUUACGAAAUCCUCCAUUAUGCUCGGCUUGGGAGAAACUGACGGCGAAGUAGGCGUGUGCCUGCGUGAUCUCAGGGACGCAGGAGUCGACUGCGUCACUCUCGGACAGUACAUGCAACCCACCAAACGUCAUUUGAAAGUGGUCGAAUACGUCACGCCGGAAAAAUUCAAACGGUGGGAGAUCGAAGGCUCCGGGAUGGGGUUCCUUUACGUAGCGAGCGGACCACUGGUGAGGAGUUCUUAUAAGGCGGGAGAAUUUUUCAUUGCGAGCGUGUUGAGGAAUCGAAAAUCCGGCGCCGCCUAGGUUAGAAACUUGUAAAUCGAUGAGCGAUUAAAGGUGUAAAUAAGAGUUUUGUGUUCUUUUCUACGAUCCAGAAGAAAUCUGUCAUAGCGCGGAAACUUAUUUAGUAAACGUAUAGUUUUGACAGGUUGUUUUUUUUUAACAGAGCAACGUGAGUAUUUCAAAAUAUGGAUUUUUCAUGGCUUUGAAGAUUCCGGA
Molecule: messenger RNA, 1669 nt
Organism: Cylas formicarius (sweet potato weevil)
Lineage: Eukaryota; Metazoa; Arthropoda; Insecta; Coleoptera; Brentidae
Gene: Las
Product: lipoyl synthase, mitochondrial
Exons: 7
Coding region: 380-1474 (364 amino acids)
Biological process (GO): lipoate biosynthetic process
Cellular component (GO): mitochondrion
Molecular function (GO): 4 iron, 4 sulfur cluster binding; lipoate synthase activity
Source: RefSeq, a predicted model, not a curated record